CGCCGUAAUUGACGUGACAAACGCUUGCAUUUAGAACCAACCAAUGGUUGAUUUCAUUUUUGGUGUAACGCAUCCACACCAUUGGCAUUCUUUGAAUAUUCAGCAGAAUCCACACCAUUAUUCCGUAGUGCGGCAGUUUGGAAGCAAUUUCACUACGCUAUUACAGGAAAAAGUAGGUGCCGGUGUUUAUUUCAAUCCUUAUGUUGAAAUCGAUGGCAUGGUCAUCAAAUAUGGAGUGGUGUCAAUCGACCGACUUUGCAAGGAUUUGCUGGAUUGGGAAACGCUUUAUCUUGCGGGAAGAAUGCACAAGCCUGUGAAGAUCCUCCGAGACGAUGCUCGUGUACGAUUGGCCAAUCAGGUCAACCUCACUGAAGCAGUCAGAGUCGCUCUUUUAACAUUGCCCUCUGAGUUCAACGAAACUGAACUAUACGAGCGUAUUGCGGGAAUCAGCUACAAAGGAGAUUUCCGCAUGGUCAUUGGUGAGAAUCCCAACAAGGUGAAGAAUAUUGUCGACAAGCAGCUUCCGCACUUUAAAAGAGUUUACUCUCAUUUGUUGGAGGAUUUGCCCAACGUAGCGGUGCUUGAAAAUGGCUUGGUUCAGCAAGACAAAAAUCCCAAAUAUCAAAGCUUGAUGGUUCAAAAACUGUCCAAAACACUAUACCAGAAAGUAUUGAUGGAGCAUCAACGCUAUACUCGAGUCAAGGGAUUGAAAAUGCCAGAAGAUAAGGAUUUGUUGCACCAGCAAAUCGUUGGCUCUCCAGAACUGAACAAGUAUAUCAACCGAGGUUUGUUUGAAAUUAUCGCUUGGCCGGCUCUUACCCAAAGUGCCAAAGGCAUCAUCACCGCUGGCCCAGCAAGGACAGCACGCUAUACUGGAGAGAAACUCAAGAAAUGGUGGCAGGCAAAGAAGUAGUCAUAAUAAAAAAACAAUAGAGUGUACAAAACGAUCUGCUCUCCAGCGGAUAUUAUAAAAAAAAAAUUACCAUGGAA
Umbelopsis ramanniana AG is the source of this 990-nucleotide messenger RNA. RefSeq lists its product as uncharacterized. The record is from RefSeq and is a predicted model, not a curated record. Gene Ontology annotation, cellular component: mitochondrion. Gene Ontology annotation, biological process: CDP-diacylglycerol biosynthetic process; cardiolipin biosynthetic process. The transcript is spliced from 5 exons. The coding region runs from base 44 to 913 and encodes 289 amino acids. Lineage: Eukaryota; Fungi; Mucoromycota; Umbelopsidomycetes; Umbelopsidales; Umbelopsidaceae. Gene Ontology annotation, molecular function: phosphatidate cytidylyltransferase activity.